Durusdinium trenchii is the source of this 1216-nucleotide messenger RNA. NCBI's taxonomy places the organism in Eukaryota, Dinophyceae, Suessiales, Symbiodiniaceae. The record is from the annotation of a GenBank genome assembly.
UAUACAACUAAUUUAUUCCACAACAGAAGAGUUUCUUCUAAUUGAAAUUAGUUGUCAUUUUCUUCUGAUUGAACUCUCUUUGCUGGGCAGUAUCUAUUUGAUGUGCCCGAAAUCGGAAAAAAGCCGUCCACGGAGAUUCUCCGGACGUUGUCAGUUUCUUCUAUUUGAAAAUAUUGUUUCCUACCUUCUAUCUUUCCCGUUCUCGCGUACAUACUGCACGGGCUCCAGGAAUGCACGCCAGGCCAUGCCAGGUGAACACGCUAACACGCCACCUUUUUAGUCACAAAGUCAUAUUUUUUUGGCAGUGGUCGACCAUGUGGCAUUUGGAACACAAAUCGCGCCUCAAAUUGUCAUGAUUGUUGAACAAACUUGCAUGUGGCUUUGUAAUGGGAAAUGGUUUGGAGACAAUGUGCUGCGGUCGAUCUACUAAAGCCAAGGCGAGGCAGGCAUACGCGGCGACAAUUCCAAUUUGCAGCCUUUGUUUCAGGUGUUCAUGUUUCCGAGCAUGCUACUUUGAAAGGCAGAACUGCAGAGGUUCAAGAUCUCCUUGCAGAAUUGCAAUACCAAGUUGGAUGCCCUGAUCCAGGAAGAGAUAGAUGACCUUUUCGGCAAAGUUGAUGUGGACGGCAGCCAAGCUUUGGACAUGAGCGAAGCCAAGUCAAUGGUAAGCAAACUAGAAGACAGAGGUUUCGAAUUUCCGUGCGAAGUCGGUGCAUUUGAUCAAGAUGGCGAUGGCAAUAUUGACAAGCAGGAGGUUUCUUAUGCUGUGCGAGCAGCGCUUCGGGAAAGGCCAAAGAAUUUGGAACUAAUUUCGAACAAGCUAGACGACAUUGAUGCCCUCAGCCGGGAUGCGUGGAAUCUGAUCGAUGGGACGCAAGAAGGCUACAUCAGCAUUGCCCAGUUCUCGCAGUUCUAUGUAGAGUUGGGCCAGGUCAUGGACGAGAAAGUCCCGACGUAUCAGGAAGUGUGGGAGUUGACAAGAAAGUACGACACCGACAGCGACAGCUUUCUGACCUAUGACGAGUUUGAACUACUUUUUUGUGACUACCUUUGCCGGACAGCCUUCAAGCCUGAAGAGUUCAAGGUUGAUUCAGACUCCGAUGCCUAAAAGGCGAGCCUUCCUGGUCGGUCGACAAUUGACGGGUGAUUUGAAGCGUUUCACCCUAGCUUGUGGCCAAAGCUGCCAAAGUCUCAAAGCAAAGACGUGAAUCAAAAC